This is a messenger RNA of Biomphalaria glabrata, 960 nucleotides long. Its product is annotated as fibrinolytic enzyme, isozyme C-like. Gene Ontology annotation, molecular function: serine-type endopeptidase activity. The transcript is spliced from 6 exons. Gene Ontology annotation, biological process: proteolysis. Bases 93 to 890 code for a protein of 265 amino acids. The record is from RefSeq and is a predicted model, not a curated record. NCBI's taxonomy places the organism in Eukaryota, Metazoa, Mollusca, Gastropoda, Planorbidae.
UACUAGGAGACACCUAUAAUAAGACCUAUUCCAAUGACUCACACAGCAUAUACGUUUGGCUGGAGUCUGUAACUGGCUAGAGAGUCUUCAAGAUGAAGUUCAUUCUCGCUUGUCUUGCUUUUGUUGCCAUUGUCUUCGCCGAGGAAGAUGACCUGGACAAGAGAAUAGUCAACGGUGAAAAGAGCGAGCUCUAUGCUCACCCCCACCAGGCUUCGCUUCAACUCUACCAUGCUACUUACGGAUGGUACCACAUCUGUGGCGCUGUGCUCAUUGGACCAAAUAAGUUAGUGACUGCAGCCCACUGUCUUGAUGGUCAAAACCCAAACAACCUACGUAUCGUGGUGGGAGCCUUGAACCUAGACGAUCCCACCCCCUACCAACAGACAGUGGCCGUGGCCUCUAUCGUCAUCCACCCACAGUACAACGGCAACGGAAAUGGAAUCCCCAAUGACAUUGGCAUCAUCUACCUGGCAAUAUCUGUCACCUACAACAAGAAUGUACAGCCCGCCACCAUAGCUCCAGCCGGGUCAAGCUUUGCCAACACCCAAUGUGUCAUCACCGGCUGGGGCCGCACCGUUGGUGGUGGACCCACUGCAAGACACCUGAAACAGGCUUACAUUACCAAGAUUUCCAAGAGCACCUGCAACAGCUAUUGGCUUAGAUACGGGCAGAUCAUCACAGACAACCACAUCUGUGUCUUUGAGGCAUCAGAUCCAGCUGGUACUCGUCCCAGUGCUUGCAACGGAGACAGUGGCGGCCCCAUGAUGUGUGGAACCAACUUCCAGUACUUGGCUGGUGUUACCUCUUGGGGUGUUAGUACCUGCAGCGGUGACUUGCCCAGUGUGUACACACGUACAUCUGCCUACAUCAAUUGGAUUACAGUCAAUUAAUAGCUGAGGUCAAAGUUCACUUAAUAAAUAAAUUUUUGAGUUUCAUUUAAAUAAAAAAUUCUUUUUGUUG